This is a messenger RNA of Scatophagus argus, 7269 nucleotides long. RefSeq names its product ATPase plasma membrane Ca2+ transporting 1a (gene atp2b1a). Gene Ontology annotation, molecular function: P-type calcium transporter activity; ATP hydrolysis activity; PDZ domain binding. NCBI's taxonomy places the organism in Eukaryota, Metazoa, Chordata, Actinopteri, Scatophagidae. Gene Ontology annotation, cellular component: membrane; intracellular membrane-bounded organelle. The record is from RefSeq and is a predicted model, not a curated record. The transcript has 23 exons. Bases 604 to 4338 code for a protein of 1244 amino acids. Gene Ontology annotation, biological process: regulation of cytosolic calcium ion concentration; calcium ion transmembrane transport.
GUAGGGUGGGCCUUGACUGACACCCCGGGAAAAAAACAGUGCCAACUGUUGAUUAAUUCUAGCUGAAUUUGUUUAGCUAACCGUUUGUAGAUUCCGGGAACCAGCAGCAGAGAAGACAGGCGGAGCUGCAGGUUCUCAGGUGCAGAAAACCAAAUACCAGUAGACGAGAGGACCAAUGCAGAAAGAGUGAGAGCAAUCGGGUCUCAGGAAAGGGGAGAGUUGAAGUUAUAACUGGCUGUGUCUCUGUCCUGUCUUUCUGUCACAGCUAAGUGACAGAGUUUCCCCAGACAGACCCAGGGUAAUUGGAACAGUGGAUUGAGGGAUCUGCAUGCAUGGUGAUCUCCGCCUCUGUGGGUGAUCCUCAGUCACCAUGAAAGACUAGGAACUCAGCUCUCCAAGGAAAAUGGCUUGUUCUGUAAAAUCCCUGCCCUGCUACCUGCUGUACAUCUCCAGCUGCCUCUGAAGGACCCAUCAGCUGUUUAUGGGAACUACCACUGUGUUCGCACAGGAUUUAAGCUUUUCCAGGACAACAUUUUUUUUUAAACCCCCUCUGUUGAGCAGAAGCCGCAACGCUUUGCAAUAGAGAGGGGAGGCGGCUAGACAAUGGCGAACAACUCGUACAGUGGAGUGAAGAACUCCAUGGUGGAGGCCAACCACGAUGGAGAGUUUGGCUGCACGCUCAAAGAACUGCGGUCCCUUAUGGAACUGAGAGGCGCAGAGGCGCUAAGCAAAAUCGGGGAAUCUUAUGGGGAUGUUCAAGGACUCUGCAACCGUUUAAAAACGUCGCCUGUAGAUGGUCUAAGUGGGCAGCCCGCAGACAUCGAGAAGCGGAAAACAGUGUUUGGGCAGAAUUUUAUACCUCCCAAAAAGCCCAAAACUUUCUUACAGUUAGUGUGGGAGGCGCUACAGGAUGUCACACUGAUUAUCCUAGAAGUGGCAGCCAUAGUUUCACUAGGCCUUUCUUUUUAUAAUCCAUCAGGUGCCCAAAGAGAAUACUGUGGAAAGGCUGCAGGCGGUGUGGAGGAUGAAAACGAGGCAGAGGCAGGUUGGAUCGAGGGUGCUGCCAUUCUCCUGUCAGUUAUCUGUGUGGUGCUGGUGACAGCAUUCAACGACUGGAGUAAAGAGAAGCAGUUUAGGGGCCUCCAGAGCCGAAUUGAGCAGGAACAGAAAUUUACUGUCGUCCGCGGAGGACAAGUUAUUCAAAUUCCUGUGGCUGAGAUUGUGGUCGGUGACAUUGCACAAGUAAAAUAUGGUGACCUCUUGCCCGCCGACGGAGUCCUCAUCCAAGGCAACGAUUUAAAGAUCGAUGAGAGCUCACUCACAGGGGAGUCAGACCAUGUCAAAAAAACACAAGAAAAAGAUCCAAUGCUGUUAUCAGGCACCCAUGUAAUGGAAGGCUCAGGGAAAAUGGUGGUCACUGCUGUGGGUGUUAACUCUCAAACUGGAAUUAUCUUCACUUUACUUGGGAGUACUGAGGAUGACGAUGAAGACGAAGAAGAGAAGAAAAAGGAAAAGGAGGAGAAGAAGAAACAGAGAAAAAACAAAAAGCAGGAUGGAUCUGUGGAAAAUCGUAAAAAAGCUAAAGCACAGGAUGGUGCUGCAAUGGAAAUGCAGCCUCUGAACAGUGAUGAGGGAGCUGACGCAGAGGAGAAGAAGAAAGCCAGCCUGCCAAAGAAAGAGAAGUCUGUUCUCCAGGGCAAACUGACCAAACUGGCUGUACAGAUUGGUAAAGCAGGACUGGUCAUGUCAGCCAUCACUGUUAUCAUCUUGGUGGUGUUGUUUGUAGUAGACAACUUCUGUAUCCAGAAACUGCCCUGGGUCAAGGACUGCGUGCCCAUUUACAUUCAAUUCUUUGUGAAAUUCUUCAUCAUUGGCGUCACUGUUCUGGUGGUGGCUGUUCCCGAAGGCCUGCCACUUGCUGUAACAAUCUCCCUGGCGUACUCUGUUAAGAAAAUGAUGAAAGACAACAACCUGGUGCGUCACUUGGAUGCCUGUGAGACUAUGGGCAACGCUACUGCCAUCUGCUCUGACAAGACUGGUACGCUUACCAUGAACCGCAUGACUGUGGUGCAGGCCUACAUCGCUGAAAAGCAUUUCAAGAGGGUCCCUGAACCCGAGAACAUUCCCUCCUCCAUAUUAGACAUCCUGAUUCUGGGCAUCGCAGUCAAUUGCGCCUACACUACUAAGAUUAUGCCUCCAGAGAAAGAGGGGGGCCUUCCACGGCAGGUGGGCAACAAGACCGAAUGUGCCUUGCUUGGCUUUUCUAAUGACCUGAAGCGCGACUACCAGGCUAUUCGCACUGAGAUCCCGGAAGAGAAACUAUACAAAGUCUACACUUUCAACUCAGUCCGCAAGUCUAUGAGCACUGUGUUGAAGAUGGCUGAUGGCAGCUACCGUAUGUUCAGCAAAGGGGCCUCAGAAAUUCUCCUUAAAAAGUGCUAUAAAAUUCUGACGGCAAAUGGUGAAUCCAAGGUGUUUCGCCCAAGGGAUAGAGAUGACAUGGUUAAGAAAGUGAUCGAGCCUAUGGCCUCAGAGGGCCUCAGGACCAUCUGCCUUGCAUACAGAGAUUUUGCUGCCUCUGAGGGUGAGCCUGACUGGGACAAUGAAAACGACAUCCUCACUGGUCUGACCUGCAUCUGCGUGGUGGGCAUUGAAGACCCCGUGAGACCCGAGGUCCCAGAUGCCAUCAGGAAAUGCCAGCGUGCCGGCAUCACGGUGCGGAUGGUGACUGGGGACAACAUCAACACAGCCCGAGCUAUUGCCACAAAGUGUGGCAUCCUACAGCCUGGAGAUGAUUUCAUCUGCCUGGAGGGGAAAGAGUUCAACCGAAGGAUACGCAAUGAAAAAGGAGAGAUUGAACAAGAACGCAUUGACAAGAUCUGGCCCAAACUACGAGUGCUGGCUCGCUCUUCCCCCACAGACAAACACACCUUAGUGAAAGGUAUAAUUGACAGUACAGUGGUAGAACAGAGACAAGUGGUAGCAGUGACAGGAGACGGUACCAAUGAUGGUCCUGCCUUGAAGAAAGCUGAUGUUGGCUUUGCUAUGGGUAUUGCCGGCACAGACGUAGCCAAAGAGGCAUCCGACAUUAUCCUGACCGACGACAAUUUUUCCAGCAUCGUCAAAGCUGUCAUGUGGGGACGCAACGUCUACGACAGCAUCUCUAAGUUCCUCCAGUUUCAGCUCACUGUUAACGUGGUGGCAGUCAUUGUAGCAUUUACAGGAGCCUGCAUCACACAGGACUCGCCACUGAAAGCAGUGCAGAUGUUGUGGGUCAACCUCAUCAUGGACACCUUUGCUUCGCUAGCCCUGGCCACAGAGCCCCCCACAGAAGCCCUGCUGCUCAGGAAGCCAUAUGGCCGCAACAAGCCCCUCAUCUCCCGCACCAUGAUGAAGAACAUCCUGGGUCAGGGGGUGUACCAGCUCAUCAUCAUCUUUACUCUGCUCUUUGCUGGAGAGAAAUUGUUUGACAUUGACAGCGGCAGGGAUGCGCCUCUCCACGCCCCACCUUCUGAACACUACACCAUCGUCUUCAAUACCUUCGUAAUGAUGCAGCUUUUCAACGAGAUCAACGCCCGCAAAAUCCACGGCGAAAGGAAUGUCUUUGAGGGCAUCUUCAACAACCCUAUCUUCUGUAGUAUCGUCUUGGGUACCUUCAUUAUCCAGAUCGUCAUAGUGCAGUUCGGAGGGAAGCCCUUCAGCUGCGUUGGUCUGACCAUCGACCAGUGGCUUUGGUGCACUUUCUUAGGCUUUGGCUCUCUACUGUGGGGACAGGUAAUCUCCUCGAUACCCACCAGCCGCUUAAAGUUCUUGAAAACGGCGGGUCACGGCACCCAGAAAGAGGAGAUCCCAGACGAGGAGCUGGAGGAGCUGGAGGACAUGGAUGAGAUUGACCACGCCGAACGGGAGCUUCGCCGCGGCCAGAUCCUCUGGUUCCGAGGCCUCAAUCGCAUCCAGACUCAGAUCCGGGUGGUGAAUGCAUUCCGCAGCUCCAUCUCCCUCUAUGAGGGGCUGGAGAAGCCCGAGUCGCGAACAUCGAUCCACAACUUCAUGACCCACCCCGAAUUUCGGAUAGAGGACUCUGAGCCCCAUAUUCCCCUCAUAGACGACACCGACGCAGAGGACGACGCUCCCACCAAGCGCAACUCCGCCAGCCCCCGCAAUGCCACGCCCACCCCGCCUUCACCCACGCCCACCCCAACUGCGCCAGUGUCUCCCUCACCAAACCAGAACAAUAACGCUGUGGAGAGCAGUAAUCACCUCCUCCCCGAGGGCUCCAAACCAGUAACCCCCUCGGCCCCAGGGAGCCCCCUACACAGCCUGGAGACCUCUCUUUGAUCUGACCCUCCCCCCCCCAACUCCCCCCCUCCCCGGCUCCACACGUCACCACCACUUUUCUGCCUGCCACCGAGGAGCUCAACUCAGACGAAAAGGAACGAACACUUGGAGUGGAGAGCCAGAAGGGGAGCGGAGUCUUGUGUGAGCUUGGCUUGGGCUGGACACAACGAACAGCAAACAUUCAGAGGAAUGUACGGCUUGGUGUGGAUGCUUUGGUCUUCUUUUAUUUUUGGUUCUUAUCAAUACCCCGCCUGCAACACGAGGACUCUCCACCCCCUCCCUUCUUGGUAACAUGUUCUUCUCGGUAAACAAGGGGUGAUUAUAAACUCAGAUUGAAAGUGACCUGUUUUUAUUAUUCUACUGUUGUUAUUAUUAUUAAUAAUAUUAUUAUUUUAAUAGAGAAGGGGAGGUCCUCCUCCUGGCUUGAAGAUCGUCUGUAAGAAUUAUGAAAGAACCUUUAGCUUCUCUUUUAUCUGAAUGGUGUUGUAUAUUUAUCUCUUUGGCCCUUGCUCAUUCAAAACUUAUUUCUGCUCCAUUGGCUGUUAAUAUUUUGAGUUAUUUAUGUUUUUGGAAAAAGCAGGUCUGUUUACAAAGUUUGUAGAUACUUUUUUUUCUGUUUGUAGGCAAAAGAGCUUCCUGAUGUAUGAUGCAGAAAACUGGGACAGAAUAAAAAAUGAAUGAGAGGAUUAUUUCAGAUACUGCUGUAUUUUCAGGAAAAAAAGGGUGUUUCUAUUGAAACUUAACUAUUUUUGCCUGCAAGUUUUAUUUGUUAUAUAUUUGUAGAUAAAUGUAGAACCUUCUAGCCAAACCGAUAAACACUAAGGCUUGUAUAGAAAAGAGGUCCAUGAGGUGUGGUGUUUUCACAGGAGACGGGACGGGAAAGACAAUUAGGACCUCUGUCCACUAACAUUGCUAUAAAUAUUUACUUCUUCCAUUUCUUCAAUAGUUUUCAUGUGCACAAAACCUUCUGGAGUUCUGGAUUCUCUUUUCAUUCAUUAUGUUGUGUUCAAGGAUUUCCAUAUGUUGAAAGGUUCACUCGUCAAAGGGAGUUAAGUAUACGUCUGGGCCCGUAUUUAGCAAGCAUCUCGGGAUGAUGCUGUAAGUUGGACUAGGAAACAAAGUCUUACCUCAGAGUCGGACAUGAGGUCCUUAUGAAGCCUCCUGCAGUCACAUUCGGCAGGAAGUAGAAGUUCUCCUUUUAGAUUUUUGUGGUUUUGCAACACUUUGGACUGUAAAAUGAAAAAUGUUCUUACGGUUAAUACUAGUUACAUUCAAAAGAGGCUGAUCGAGAUUAUUCGAUGUGGGAAAAUAAAAUAGCUCCACUUGUGGGUGUUAAUGCAUGUUUGGUCUAAAACUCAUAAAAGCACGAAAAUGACUGUUUUUUUUUUUUUUAAAUGACCUCUUGAGUUAAAACUUGAGCUUUAUUGCGAGCUAAUCAGCCAGUGCGACUGUUUAUUCUCAAUAAUUAGUUCAUUUAGAUAAAAUGUGAAUGUGCCUUGGCUACAAUAACAGUUUAGGAGAUGCUUUGUCCCAUCAUUUGCCACCUGCAGGUAGCUGUUAAUCCUACAGCUUAAACGUAGGACCAAAUAAGCCUCAUUCUGAUAAUCCUGGGCCAGUUAUGUUUGUCUCUUCGUGGGUGCUUGAUAAAUAUGGACCCUGGUCAUCAUUUGUAAAAAAGAAAAAAAAACAAAAAACAAAACGACAACAACAACAACAAAAAAAAAAACAAAACGAAAUUGGUGCGUUUAAUUUUUAUUUUUUAUUUUUUUCAGCAAAACAUUAGCCCCCCCUGCCAAUGUACAAUAUUGACAUUUGUUUACUCAGGCAUAGAAAAAGUGUUUCAUUUAAAUGGAAUCUAUAAAGAAACCUUUUAACUUCAGACUUUGUGUAUUUAGAUAGUAAAACAUUGUCUAAAAAGCAAGUGAAUUAUUUUCAUAUUUCAUUCAAUCUUUUCAGAUCACGCCUUAGGAAAAACUUAAUUUGACUCCUCCUAAUUCUCUUUAAAAAAAUCAAAAAUAAAGGAGGAAAAUGGCUUUUUUUUUUCCUUCUUCAACCCUGUCCAUAAGAAUAAAUGUUGCUGCAUUUGAUUUGUUUGUAAAGUAUUUUUGACACCUGAUAUACUGGAAACGCUAACGAAUUGGACAUGUGCAUUUUUCAAGAAUAAAGACUAGGCAUACACUGGUAUCUAUCUGCACAGGGUACUUUAUUUCAUAGCGUUCCUUGGGGAAAAAGAAUUUUGAUACAAAUCAUGUUAAACAAUUGUACCUUUGUAUUUUUAUGAGAAUACUGAUGAUACCUUUCAUCAUUCUAAACCAAUUUUGGAUGAUUUGACACCAAUAACGUUAUGUGGGGGGGUGGGGUCGGGGGGUUUGGCCACUAAAAUGUGUGUUGUUCUGGAAUAUUCAUCUCAGGGUGCAAAUGGUGUGAAAGAGAACAGGCCUCUUUUUAGUUUGUGUAUUACCACACUUAAUUCAAUGUUUGGGACGGUGUUUGUCAGCCGCACAGGAUGACUCGGGCAGCAAGCUGCAGGUUGUUCCCGCAUUGUUCCCUCUGGCCGUCCUCGCCUGAGGGGCCGUGGACAGGGGAAGGAAGUGGAGAUAUUAGAAUCACAAUGUUCUCUCUGAGGAAAUGGUUUAUUUUCCUUGUUUUACAGAUGACAAAAUAGCAGCUAGGAUUGCAUACAAAGUGAGAAAUCGAAAAGACGGAAUCCAUAUGAGGAGUUUGUUCUGUAGCUUCUUCCUGUAAUGGGAAUGAAUGUUUUUCCAUCUGUUUUAUGGAUUAUUAUUUUUUUAUCUUUUAACAUUUGGAAAUAAAAGUACUUCAUGUCUGUUUAUCUUGAGCAUUUUAAAUGGAUAUCGUGAUUGGAUUUACAUUUGAAACUUGUCGAGUAAUGUGUAUGGUUUUUAAAAAUAAAAAAUGUAUUUAGCCUAA